Messenger RNA from Paralichthys olivaceus (Japanese flounder), 1884 nucleotides. RefSeq names its product syntaxin 11b, tandem duplicate 1 (gene stx11b.1). Gene Ontology annotation, biological process: synaptic vesicle fusion to presynaptic active zone membrane; intracellular protein transport; exocytosis. Gene Ontology annotation, molecular function: SNARE binding; SNAP receptor activity. Lineage: Eukaryota; Metazoa; Chordata; Actinopteri; Pleuronectiformes; Paralichthyidae. The record is from RefSeq and is a predicted model, not a curated record. Gene Ontology annotation, cellular component: endomembrane system; presynaptic active zone membrane; plasma membrane.
ACCAUGACGUCAGAUCAUCACAGGUCGGCCUCCUGCACCGUCAAGUAUCACAGCCAUGACCACUCCCAAAUAAAACCCUCCACAAAGCUGCAAGUUUCAGGAUAAAGACGCAGAAACUAGUUGUCAGAGAUAAACCUGCAGAGAAACACGUGUCCUGAGCAACACUCACUUCACUGAGCCCUGGACAGGAGACGAGUUUAAACUGGGCUCCAGGUGGAUCACACCUCCUCUGCUGCUGCUGCGCACACCUCGUCCUCUCCACCUGAGAUGCGCCGUAACCGCGAGGCCAAACCGACCGGGCCUCAUUCCUGAAGUCACAUCAUCACAGUCGCAUGGACUCAUCACCACCCCACUCCAAGACAAACCACAUUCAAAUCCUCAGCUCUAAACAUAGCUGCUCUGCGCCCUUUGCUUCUGCUCACAUCCAGGAACAGUUCAUAGCAGAUCUGUAGGAUGGUGCCGUGGAACCACGGGCACGUCACAGUAAAGGACAACGUUUGAUUUCUGUGGACACCAGAGCAAAACAGCUGAACAAUGAGGGACAGACUGAGCCACCUGCAGGAGGUGUCCAAUGGCUACGUGGAGCAGAUGGAGUACGAGGAGUCCACUGUCUCUGAGACCUUUAGCAACGUGGACCUGGAGGAGAUGACCCACGAGGCGGUGGUGUUCGACAACAGCCCUGAUCUGGUGGAGGUCUUUUCCCAGUCGCAAGAAAUCCACAAAGAGGUCCAACUCAUCCGCCUGGAGGUUAAAAGGCUCCGUGAGCAUAACUCCCGCGUGCUCCAUGGCACCACCAACAUGAGCACCAUCAAAAGGGACUCCAACGCCAUCGGUGCUGAUAUAAAAUCCCGGGCUGAGAAUGUUCUAGCUCAGCUGCGGGAAAUGGACAGCAGAGCCCAGAAGCUGGAAGAAGCACAUGGGUCAAAUUCUGCCAUCCCGCGCAUUGCCAGAACCCAGUAUGCCUGCCUCAGCAACGGUUUCCGCGAUGCCAUGUUUGACUAUAAUGAGGCUGAGAUGAGCCACAGGGAGAACUGUAAGAUCCAGAUCCAAAGGCAGAUGGAGAUCGUGGGACGUGAGGUGACAGGAGAGCAGGUGGAGGAGAUUAUUGAGACGGGCCAGUGGAACGUCUUCACCGACAACAUUGUCUCUGAGGGUAAAACUGCUCGGUCGGCCCUGUCUCAGAUUGAGAAACGUCACCAGGAGCUGGUGGACCUGGAGACCCGCAUCCAGAGCAUCCAUGAUAUUUUCCUGGACAUUGCCUUGCUGGUGGAGGAGCAGGGGCCCAUGCUGAACGCCAUCCAAACUAACGUGCAGAAAACUGAUGAAAACAUAAAGGAAGUCCUCGUCAAACUCGGCAGGGCCAAGCGCCAUGACAAGAACAACCCGUUCAAAAAGAUGUUUUGCAGCUGUUUCCCAUGCGUCGACUAAUGACCUUACACAGACAGGUAGAGGGAUGGGAAAGAGCUGGACACUCAAAGAAAAGAGGGAAAUCCUAAUGCAAUUAAACAUGAGAUUUAAUGUCUGUAAUGUUUGUAUGAAAGGUUUGAGACGGAUAUCUCAAAUCAGAAUUAUCAUCCAAUCAUCGAUCAAUCAUGAGUCAAUUAUUGGGUUUAACCAGAGACAUUCAAAGAAACAUCAAGCUGAAAGAAAAUGUUUUAGAAAUUGUAAAAUGUAGUUGUUCUUGAUUUAGAUAGAUGUUUUAUUCAUUGCUAUAUACUUUAACUAUCAAAUUCAUGAAUUGCCACUCUGGAUCUUAUGUAGAGAUCACACUGUGAUGUAAUCUGCUACUUUUCAUUGCCUUUUAAUGACUUUAUAUCUUAUUUUGGUCUUCAUUCUCAUUGUCUUGUAUUUAACAUAAACAACUGUAUUAAAAUAUAACUUGUG